AAAGAAAUUAUUUUUAUAAAAUCGCACUCAAUAUGAUUGUACAUAAAAAAAUUUGCACAAUGUCAAUUACUGUAUUUCUAUUGUUACUGUAUCUCAAAAUGAUCACUGCAUACAACGUGGAGUCCAGGAUUGAAAGUACAAAAUUUUUAUUUUCUCCUGCCAUGAAAAUAAAUGCAAAUGAAAGCAGAACUGUUAUUUUGCACAAUAGAGAACCGUCAUAUUAUGGUUAUAAACUAUCAAUUGCGACCGGAACCUCGAAUCCAAGUGUUUUCAUAUCCGCUCCUAAAAUGACGAAUGCUGCUGCGCCAUGGGAGCAACAAAAUUCAACAGACGAACAAAAUAUUGCAGCCGAUGGAACGGUGGAAAAAUGCAUCAUUUCAUUCAUCAACGCUUCAACGCAAUGUAAUUCAGUCAGACUGCAAAACCCACAACCCGGCGACUCGUUUGGAUUGGCAAUGGAUGCCAACGACGAAAACCUUUUAGCAUGUUCACCGGCAAAAAUUCUCAACUGCACGUCAACUUUUAUUACUCCAGGAUUUUGCUACAAAAGUAAAGAUGAAGGACAAACUUGGGAAUCCACACGGAAAAAUUUAGAUUCAAAUUGCCCAGUUCAAAAUUUGGACAUUAUGUUCGUUUUGGAUGGAUCAGGAUCUGUAACUGGGGGAAAUUUUGAUAUUGUGAAAGAUUGGACGGCUAACUUAACCAAAGAAUUUGAUAUUGAGACUGGAAAAGUACAUGUAGGAGUUGUUCAGUACUCCUACUGGGAUGAUAAUGUAGAUGUAAAUAACCAACUAUAUGUGAAAACUGAGAUUGGAUUGGGCCAAUAUAAUAAUGAAACAGAAUUGCUGGAUGCCAUCGGGAAAAUCAACUAUCAAGGUUAUACAACUGCUACUUCUCAUGCUCUCAACAAAACAAUAUUAGACUUCCAGGCAUCGAGUCGAUGGUCCGAUAAGUCAACCAAGAAAAUCAUUCUACUAUUGACAGAUGGCGAAGCCACCGACCCUCAAUAUCUCCCACAAAGUGCAGAUUAUGUACGUUCUCUAGGAAUCACCACAUUUGCAAUCGGAGUCGGAAACUAUAAGGAAGAAGAGUUACGGAUCAUAGCAACGGGAAACUUGACAUCAAGAGAGAGGGUAUCGAGUGUGAAUAAUUUUGAAGACCUGAGUGGAAUUCUAAAGAAAUUGAGAUCAGAAAUUCUUAAUUUAGUUCUGGAAGGUGCUGCCAACAAUAAUUCUGUAUCAAGUGAUAUGGAGCUAGGAGAGGAAGGAUUUUCAAUUACUGGCUCUAAGACAAAACAAAUUUGUGUAAGUUUUCCCAAAGCAUGGCCACGAGCCGACACAUUGACAAUAAAACUGAUAAGCGGGAUAUAAUUCUACAAAGAGCAAGAUUUUGGAAACGACUUUAACCACUACAGCCGAAAAAUAC
This is a messenger RNA of Styela clava, 1425 nucleotides long. The record is from RefSeq and is a predicted model, not a curated record. Lineage: Eukaryota; Metazoa; Chordata; Ascidiacea; Stolidobranchia; Styelidae.